This is a messenger RNA of Chrysochloris asiatica (Cape golden mole), 732 nucleotides long. RefSeq names its product B-cell receptor-associated protein 29 (gene BCAP29). The record is from RefSeq and is a predicted model, not a curated record. The coding region runs from base 1 to 732 and encodes 243 amino acids. Gene Ontology annotation, cellular component: endoplasmic reticulum membrane; endoplasmic reticulum. Gene Ontology annotation, biological process: endoplasmic reticulum to Golgi vesicle-mediated transport; intracellular protein transport. The transcript is spliced from 7 exons. Lineage: Eukaryota; Metazoa; Chordata; Mammalia; Afrosoricida; Chrysochloridae.
AUGACACUCCAGUGGGUGGCAGUUGCAACCUUUCUUUAUGCUGAAAUAGGACUCAUUUUAAUCUUCUGUCUCCCUUUUAUUCCUCCUCAGAGAUGGCAGAAGAUAUUUUCAUUUCAUGUCUGGGGUAAAAUUGCAACUUUAUGGAACAAAGCUUUCCUUACUAUUAUUGUCCUUUUGAUUGUUCUGUUUCUAGAUGCUGUGAGAGAAAUAAGAAAAUACUCCUCUGCUCAUAGCAUUGAGAAGAGCUCAGCCAGUACUGGUAGACCUAGCUCCUAUGAACAUACACAGAUGAAACUUUUUAGGUCUCAAAGAAAUCUUUACAUUUCUGGAUUUUCAUUAUUUUUUUGGCUAGUGUUGAGACGUCUGGUUACUCUCAUUACUCAACUGGCAAAAGAACUAUCAACCAAAGGAGCUGUUCAAACUCAAACAGAAAGUACUAAUGUGGCUGCGAAAAAAUUCAUGGAAGAGAAUGAAAAACUAAAAAGGAUAUUGAAAACCUAUGGCAAGGGAGAUCAUCAUAUGUUGGAAACAGAAAAUAAAAAACUAGUAGAAGAACAGGAAAAACUGAAGACUGAAUUGAAGAAGACUUCUGAUGCCCUUUCUAAGGCACAGAAUGAUGUGAUGGCAAUGAAGAUACAAUCAGAAAGACUUUCCAAAGAAUAUGACCGGCUCCUGAAAGAACACUCAGAACUUCAGGAUCAUGUAGGAAAAGGCAAUAAGAAAAGCCUGUGA